CGCAAUCUCAGCACUUUUGCCUUGCCUGUCCUGUCCUUCACAUUCGAGUGUGAAGGAGCACUCUCAAGUCCGGCACACAUCGAAGCUAUUGGAUGCUGGUGGCACUUCUGCGGAGGAGAAGGGCAGCAAGGACUGGGAUGCCAGCUAUAAAUGGGCUUUGAAUGCGGCAUCCAGGGAGUACGGCAUGGUACCACUUUCUCUCCGCCUGCUGGUUUUGUGUGAGCUAACAAUUGAAUGCAAGUACAAAGAGAUAACCCAGAAAACCAUAUCCAUAGUCAAUAAAUCCCAAAGGAUCUUUAAUUUAAAAUGGCAUACUUUUAAGAAAAGGUAUUUCAAAAAGUUUGGUUUUCAUUUCCAAGAAAGGUUCCACUGUGGCGCCCAUGCGAACCAACACACACUGUGCGGAAAUAUGUCAAAUUCAAUAACAGCCAAAGUGAUGUGCUUCCUGAUCCGCGCCCCUUGGAAACCCUUGUCCAGGAUGAAUCUGGCGAAGAAGAAGGAGCAGCAACUGUGGCGCCAAACUCUGGACAAUGGCAGCCAACUCUAUUUCCCUGCACCCCUCCCCGCUGUCCUGCAGCAGCCCCAUUCUACUGGCCUUAUAAAAAUGUACGAUUUCUCUUCAUUUGAUGAAACGAAAUACAAUUUCUCAACGAGCAACGCAACUGAACGCAAAAAAGUUGGUUGCAAUUGCAAUUUUCUUGCCAAAUCAGCGCACGCUGCUCGGUAUAUUGACAUUUUUAAAAGCCAAUAUUUCUCCGACUUGCAGAACCAUUGGCUUUCUUUUUGGCGCACAAGAAACACACACAAAAUUUCGUGCCAGAAGGGACCUUUGCUUCAGGAACUGCUCACCUGCAUUGCCCUCUAAUUAGCCAAGGUGGUUGGGUCAAUCCACCUUUCUGUGUCGCUGCAAUUACACUGAUUAAUGGCGGUUUUGGCACCCCUAAGAAUGCCUGCGGUCUGCCACCCAUCCCAGUCCCCUUUUCAACUAUUUGCUGCAGAGUGAGGCACCAGUGAACUGGGAAUGACAGUCGAAAGGAAACUUUUUGCUCGCCCAACUUUGGCAAGUGAAAACUGCGAACGCAAAUGAAAUUAGUCGAAACUAUUUGGGCAUUUCCGUGGCAAUGGGCCGGCCAUCCACUCCACGCCCAUUUCCAUAGGCAUCGACAUCCGCAUACUCGAGCGAUUUUACAUUCACGCUGGCAAAGUCAAGUUCGUGACGCGCGUUAUUUCUAAUUAUAUUGGGGAGGUUGCCAAAGACCACGCCUUAACUUUGCACUGGAAGAAAUGUGUGAAAAUUUCAAAUCAAACAAAUUCCUACAGAACGGCAACAUAGGAAUGUAUCUUUAAAUUGUUUUAUAGCAUUUUUAUUAUUUAAAAAAUUAUUUUGUAUCUAAGAAGUGCUCAAAAAUUUAAUUUCUAGAAAAAUAAUUGGUUCCGAUAAUUAAGUGUAUGUCAGCACGCUUUUUUCCUGUUCAAAUCCCAUCCUCCCCAGACUGGGCCCAAUUUGAUUUCCAUUUGGUCGUGAGCCGACUUCUUUUCCUGGCUCGUUUUUAGUAAUUUUAAUUGAAAAAAUUCUUCAAUUUUGCCAUC
Molecule: messenger RNA, 1590 nt
Organism: Drosophila biarmipes
Lineage: Eukaryota; Metazoa; Arthropoda; Insecta; Diptera; Drosophilidae
Exons: 5
Coding region: 185-865 (226 amino acids)
Source: RefSeq, a predicted model, not a curated record